Alternaria alternata is the source of this 644-nucleotide messenger RNA. RefSeq lists its product as hypothetical. NCBI's taxonomy places the organism in Eukaryota, Fungi, Ascomycota, Dothideomycetes, Pleosporales, Pleosporaceae. The transcript has 3 exons. Bases 112 to 279 code for a protein of 55 amino acids. The record is from RefSeq and is a predicted model, not a curated record.
CGGAAGGGCUCCGGCUGUCCCAACAACUUCUUCACGUCUUGGUCAACUUGCCAGUCUGCUUCCUACUUCCACAAUACCCGUCUCAGCUGAAAACAUCCCAGACAAAACACCAUGGCUUACUCCAGACUCCUCACUCCCCGCAACAUGACUUUGGUCUCUUUGGCUUCACUCGGCAGUGGCUACUUCAUUCUCAAGUCAAAGGCGCUCGCCGACAAGCAGAGAGACCGUGCUGCAGGCGACUAUACUGUCACAGUCGAUAGGUCAGGAGGCGGUGUCUGAGCACGUCGACAAUCUAGCGUCGACUGCCAUGUGGCAGCUCCAGCAUAUGACCAGCGGUGUGCAGCCUUUUCUUUCACAAUGCAAUGGCCUUCAUCAUGUUUGCAGCGUUCCAAGCUUAGCGCCUUUCUUUACCACACCAAACACCAUCAGCGGUUCCCAAUCCGCACCGAAGCGACACUCGUUCGUACACUUGUAUGCUACUGCCAAAAAGAGGGCAUUAAUAGAUCUACAGCGUAUCCUGUCUCAAGUGAUGCAUACCAAGCGCAUGGUACCUGCAGGAUGAUCUCCGUACCCGAUGUACUUUUAUCCAGCGCGCAACAACACCAACAACAGUAUUUCAUACGAAGAAUGUGCCUGUACCUCCC